AUAUGGGGUAAUUAUAGCAAAUACUAUAGAUAGUAUUUACUAUUUGGUCGUAGUAACUAGUAAUUCUGAAUUUCUAAGUCCGUGAUACUGCGUAAAGCAUAACCAAUUAUCAUAGUUUUAACAACUACUAACAAACUUAAUAAUAUUAUCUUAAACUUAAAUUGUUUCAAAUUUUCAUUUUUUGUUUUAUCGUAAAUUUUUGAGUCUACACAUAGAAAUUACAAAAUAAAAUGAUUUUCUGACCAAUUAAAUAUUCAAAUUAUAAAGCAGUAUAAUGACUAUAGAAGAAAGACGGGAAGCCAGACGCAAAAGAAUAUUAGAAAAUUCAGAAGUUAGACUUAAAAAAAUUACUUCAAUAAGUUCUAAACAAAACAUAUUAAACGAACAACCAGAAUUUAUAAAAGACAAAUCUGAAAAUUAUACACAGAAUUCUGAAUUGCUUGAUUUUCCUGUUCUUAAUUCUGAUAAAGAAAAUGUGAUACCAACAGUUCUUGAAAACCAACAAGUGUUUAACUAUGAACCAAAUCAUUUCAAUCCAAAAUUACAUUCCAAAAAUAUUAAAUAUGAAAUUAAAUUUUCGUCUAUUACAAUCUUACAUAUUAUUUUAUCUCAACUUGUUUUAGUAUUAUUCUACUAUGACUUAGGAUUUUUAUUUGGCAAUUCAAUAGUAGUGCCAUUUUUGCUUAGUGCAAUACCUGAAUUAUAUACAUCAAAGGAACAACAUGAUAGUAUUCACAUGAUUGUGUUAUUAAUGAUGGGAUUUUCUCAGAAUUUUGCAAAAAGUAUAUCCAGAUUUUUCAAAUUGGCAAGUACAACAGGAAAAAGAUUUUGUGUAUAUAUGUUUUGCUUUAUAUGUUCAUAUGCAAUUUUUACUAAUCUAUAUUUUGAUGUUAAAGUUAAUAGUUCUAUACAAUAAAAAAUCUAUUUAUUUGUAAAAUGUA
Molecule: messenger RNA, 941 nt
Organism: Aphis gossypii (cotton aphid)
Lineage: Eukaryota; Metazoa; Arthropoda; Insecta; Hemiptera; Aphididae
Exons: 4
Coding region: 275-916 (213 amino acids)
Source: RefSeq, a predicted model, not a curated record